AUGACGGCCAUAGGAAGGUGCCUCGUUAUCAUCAACUUGAUGUGUUUGUUUUGUGAAACUCGACUCGUGACUACCAGCAUAUCUAGCUCUUCAAAACUUGAAGAACAAGUACAAGCCAAUGGAACCCGAUGUGAUGUAGAUGGUCAGUUGCCUACUUCACCAUUAUUCUUUGAUUCCAGCGAACCAUGUUCUAGAACAUACAAUGCAAGAGCAACAGAAAAUGUAGACCACUCCUGCAACGUAAAAAGAGUACGACGUACCUCUGAAAGGAAAUUAAAAAAGUCACGCCAAGAACGCGGAUAUAAUGUCCAGAAGUCGCAGCCGCGGAAAUUAUGCCCAACAAAGACAACGUACGGCAUUAAAAGUACAGCAGAAGACAUGUAUGGUGAAAAAGUUACCGUUCAUCCUUACAUAAAUAUAGGAAAUCUGCAUGAAGAUCAACUCUUCUACGAAUCUUUCUGCGAUGUCGAAAGGUGCCAGUGCGAUGGCGUGGACAACAAAUAUUUCCAAUCUUUCUGUCAGACCACAUUCAGUCUCUCAUAUGGGAGGAUUAUUAAAGGCGGCAAAACUGGCUGGAGUAUGAUUAAACUCCGAUCAGGAUGUGUAUGUGUGGUUAGACAGAAAAAGAAAGGUUUCGUUCGUCGUAAUGGAAACAAAUAA
Ruditapes philippinarum (Manila clam) is the source of this 660-nucleotide messenger RNA. RefSeq names its product venom nerve growth factor-like. Lineage: Eukaryota; Metazoa; Mollusca; Bivalvia; Venerida; Veneridae. The record is from RefSeq and is a predicted model, not a curated record. Gene Ontology annotation, biological process: nerve growth factor signaling pathway; regulation of neuron differentiation; positive regulation of peptidyl-serine phosphorylation. The coding region runs from base 1 to 660 and encodes 219 amino acids. Gene Ontology annotation, molecular function: nerve growth factor receptor binding; growth factor activity. The transcript has a single exon.